Coregonus sp. 'balchen' is the source of this 3385-nucleotide messenger RNA. Lineage: Eukaryota; Metazoa; Chordata; Actinopteri; Salmoniformes; Salmonidae. The record is from the annotation of a GenBank genome assembly.
AUUAACGCGGAAAGGCCACAGACCUAUCCAGUUCCCACUCCGUAGGGAGGAGUUAACAUAAUUUACGCUUUCCGUGGGAGAGGACAGGGGGCGAAUAGGGAACUUAAAAGGGUUGUGCAACGUUUGCAUCAGGGAAUCGAUAGCCGGGAAUUGAAGGAGUAAAGAGAGCAGAGGAGGACAGUCAUUGUGGAUACUGCCGUGGUUCUGUUAAAAACAUUCCAGCAGCUCAAUCGUUCCAUUAUCGCGUGUUAGUUUUGCGUCUUCUGAAUGACACUAGCAGACAGGGGGUUAGCUCACAUGUUGCAUACGUCUUAUUAAUAUCAAACAAUGCGGUAGUGGUGAGAGCAGUGAAAAUAACAAAGAAAGAUAAUAUCUGUAGAGAAGAGGCAAUACUGUAGGUUACAGUUUUCUUUGUUGGGUUCCUCUGCAAAACUAAAGGCUUAAAGAUGUCUAAACCAAAUUACACAGGAACCUUUCACAUGGUGUCUCAAGAUAACUUCGAGAACUACCUCGCAGCUCUGGGUAAGAUUAUAGGAAUCGUAAUGUCUUUGUCUGUUACCACAUAUACUAGCUACAAAUGCGUCAUUGUUAAAAAGUGUCCAAUACGUGUAGUUUUUUUUAAUACAUGUAAUAUGACACGUGUUAAGAGCUUACUGUACCUCGGCAACUUGCCUCCUUUCAUUUUAAUUUAACACGAUUCAUUCAUUCUAUUUUACUGAACUUUAAAAUAUUUGUUUUCCUCUGCCUACUGCUUUGAGAUUCAUUUAAGGGGUAGUGACUCAUCCAAAGGCUUGCCACCCCCAUUCCCAGAACCAAGUGUGAUAGAUCAUCAUGGCGCCUUAGCCUGUAAAUGACCCUGGACACAGACAGGGGUGUGUGUGUCUGCGUGUGUGUCUCUGUGUGAUAUCUGGAGACAUUAACAGGAGAUGUAAAAGGACAGACACAGCUGUAGGUCAGAGAUGUUGCCCCAGAUACACUACCUCAUUACUAGAAUGGCAAGGUGUUAUGUUUGGUUGAUUAAUUCUCUCUCGCUCUCUCUCGCUCUCUCUCUCCAUUAGAUAUUAAUUUUGCCCUGCGGAAGAUAGUGUGUAUGUUGAAGCCCAGUAAACAGAUAGUCCACGACCCGGCCACAGGCAGUAUGAAGAUCCGCACACUCACCACCUUUAAGAACUUUGAUAUGGAUUUCAAACUGGGUCAGGUCUUCACUGAGGACCUGGGACCUGUGGAUGGACGAGUCUGUCAGGUGUGUGUGUUUACAGUUAUACAUGUAUGGGUGGGUGGGUGAUCUCUGUGUGUUCUUCAUCAUGUGCUGUUUGUAGAGACAGUGGCUAAAUGUAUUUUUAUGUUUGUCUGUUUAAUGGCUUGUUCAGACGUGUACAAAUUCUCUCUAAUUGGCUUCAUAUAGGUGUACUUGUCAUACUACUUUGCUUUAUUUGGGUGAAAAUAUACUUUUUGCCAGCUGUGUGUGUGGCUAUUUUGGCCUGUCUGUGAGAGAGUACCUCCUGUUGUUUUUCUGUCAUAAACACCCCCUGUUGCUUGUUUUCAGACCUGGCCAAACUGAGAGUGGUACAAGGCACUGAUUGUGUGUGGUUGUGUGCGCUUUGAUGUUUUUUGCAGACCACAGUGUGUGUUAAUCCUGUUUUUCUCUGUUUUUAGACCACAGUGGACUGGGAGGGUGAUAAGCUGGUGUGUGUUCAGAGAGGAGAAAAAGAGGGAAGAGGAUGGACACACUGGCUGGAGGGAGACAAGCUACACCUGGUGAGAAUGGAGGGAGGGAUGGAUUAACAGACAGGGAUAAAGACUGUGAGGGAAUAGGAAUAGAGCUGAACUCAAGGCCAGAGAAAGGGAGGAGAGCAGGAAAGAUUUGGGAGGAAAGGAGAUGCUGGAAUUGAUAUACCAUUUCGAAAGUGGGGGAUAUGCAAAUCAGAUUUGGUAAUGGAAGUUGUAUGCGUGCACGUGUCCGUGCGUGUGUUUGUGUGAGAACAAAUGAGAUCCUUCUAAAAAAGAGGGGGUGUAUGGCCCUCAAUCCUCCUUAUUUGUUGCCUGUACAUGGGAAAGAAAUGUGUGGGGCCCGAAGAAGGAGGAGAAAGAAACGGAGGAAAACACUGUUAAGAGUCUUCAGAGUGAAGGAAUGGGCAGGAACAGGAAGAAUAAGGAAAGGUUAUUGUUUGUUACCAUUUUAAUGAGCUAAAUACAGACUUCAACAAGACUCUCAUAGUGAAGGGAUUGAGAAGAGAAUCACAGUAUCUGUUUUAGCCUGCGCUUGAAAUUGACUUUAGUUGGGCAAUCUGUCUUUGCUUGUGAUUACAUGUAAAUGCUGAAUACAAUUUCAAACAAUAAGCAUUGUUUUAUUAAACAGCUCCCAAAUGCUUCUAAUAGAAAACAAUACCUCAUUGAUAUUUUGUUCAAAUCCGAAAGAGAAGUUUGGAAAUAAAUGCCACUGGGGAUCAGGCAGUAAAGGGUGGAUUUGGUGAGUAACACAAGAAGAGGGGGAGGGAGGUCGCGGGGGGGAGUGGGAUUGAGAGCAGGGAAGUACAUGUGUGGGGGGUGGAGGUAGGGGGAUGGAGAUGAGAUGGUGAAAAAGGAGGGGUGGGGGUUGGGGAGAUAGGAUUACGGAGUCCGGAGAGAAAAGAGCACAGCAUUUAUUUUAUGACUGAGUCCAUGGAUUAUCUUUCCCCACACACGCACUCACUCUCACACACACACUCUCACUCUCACACACACACUCCCACACUCACUCACUCACCCACACAAACUCCUCUCACUUUCUCCACCCUCUUCUCAACCCGUCCUUUUUUCACCCUCUCUAGGAGAUGAGAGUUGGAGAUGUAGUCGCCAGGCAACUCUUCAAGAAGGCCGACUGAAACCACUGGGAAGGAUCUUGUUCAUCAACUCAACGUUCAUGAUUCUCAUUAGAAAACAGUCUAGGACUUGGUAUAUAAGUGCCAUAGUUUUUUAAAUAUGAUCAUCAUUGUUUUAAAACCAUUACUUAAUGGACAAAAUUGAAGAUAUUUUUAAAUUAGUGUGCUAUUUCACUGUGGGAAAGAUUGUCAAUGGUCUAUUUUGAAUGUUGUCAUGGUACAGUGCAGGGUGAACUGUGUAAACAUUCCCAAUGUGUUUCCCCACUACGAUAGUUCACAAUGCCAUUGAAUGUUCCCUUUUGUGAUGUAUGUGGCUGUUCUGUGUUCAAAUAUACCACCUUUUACCUCCGAUUGGUUAGGAAUUGAUUGCUUACCCUUGGUCUGUGCCUAAAGGGAUGCGUUUACACAGGCAGCCCAAUUCUGAUCUUUUUUUAAACUAAUUGGUCUUUUGAACAAUCAGAUCAGCACCAAAAAAGAUCUGAUGUGGAAAGAUCUGAUAUGAUUGGUCAAAAGACCAAUUAGUU